AGUUUACAUUUCAUAAUAACUAUGGAAAAAAAUAGCAGAAACUUAGAAUAGAGAGAUAGAAGCGAGAGCUAGUGUUGAAGCUGCGCCCCCUUGUGAUCGUGUGAUCGAUCUUCUCGAACCUCACUGAUUCCGCCGCGAAACCCUAGAAAUGGAGGACGACGGUUACCGCCGCAUGUCAAGCCGAACCCGGAAAAUGGCGUCCAAAAUGACCGCCGCACUUGCCAGCUCCGACAACCGCGCCCAGGCGGCACUGGCUCGAUUGGAUGCAUUGGAGAAUGACAAUGCUGGAUUUGAAGUUCCAGAUCCCAAUAAUGACGAUGAUGAAGCUUCUCUUGAUGAUGAAGAUGGGUAUAUGCAGAAAAAACAGUCUAGAGGUACCAAAAGGAAAACCAGGCAAGCAAAAGCACUUGAAGCUAGGAAGGCUCCAAGAACUUUUCUUGAGCUCUUACAUGAGGCAAAUUUAGAAUCAUUGCCUUCACAUGUUCCCAGCUACUGGAAAGCAGCAGUUGGACCUCCAAGCUCAACUUCGCGCCGCCAUUUUUGUACCGUGUGUGGUUUUUCUGCCAAUUACACUUGUGUGAGAUGUGGUAUGCGCUUUUGUUCCCAUAAAUGUCAAAAUGUGCACAACGAUACCCGUUGCUUGAAAUUUGUAGCAUGAUACAUGUAAUGUGAUGCCACAUUUUGAGUCUAGCUCAGUGUUGGACACAUUUAGUGUAAGUUGUCAUAUAUCAGUGUUCACUAGCAUUUUGUAAAAAGCAAGUUCUUUUAGCCUUAUGAGACUAGUUUUUCAAUUAUUCAGUGACCGGGUGUUAGCCAAAAACUGUAUAUUCUCACCCUUUUUUUGAGCCUGCUAAUCUAGGUUACCAUGUUAAAGAUGUCAUAAGCUGCAAUGUACUGAUGCUAUUUUUCAGAAGAUCGUCUUUAUUAUGCUAAAAGGAUUGUUCUGUUCUUA
Lotus japonicus is the source of this 952-nucleotide messenger RNA. Its product is annotated as SWR1 complex subunit 6. NCBI's taxonomy places the organism in Eukaryota, Viridiplantae, Streptophyta, Magnoliopsida, Fabales, Fabaceae. The transcript is spliced from 3 exons. Gene Ontology annotation, molecular function: nucleosome binding. Gene Ontology annotation, cellular component: Swr1 complex. Gene Ontology annotation, biological process: chromatin remodeling. The record is from RefSeq and is a predicted model, not a curated record. The coding region runs from base 149 to 658 and encodes 169 amino acids.